CGGCCACGAUUAUUUAUUCAUCGGUUGGCAACCCUUCACUGUUUUGAUGUUACACGUUGACCGGUGAACGUAUUAUCCAUAGAGUAAGACAUUAUCACAACGCAUCAAUCGUACUAUAUCCGUUGAUUUAAUGUCUACACUGCCGAGCAUCACCAGCACGUCACUCCGCGGCGACCCGUCAACUUCAGUUUACGCUUUCGCACAGCUACGCGACCGUCCGGAAGUCGAAGAGGUAUAUAUCAUAAUAAUUGCAUCCGGCCACCGUCGUCACUCAUAAGUCAUAACCAUAAUCAAAUAUCCUUCGUCGUCGGCAUCGAGGUCGUCGUAAUAAUAAUAAUAUCGUACCGAUACCGACAUGUUUGCACUGCCGUCGGAUUACGUGGCCGCUCAGGACGCCGGCAAAUCGUUCGCCGCCGACUACUACGGCCGACUGAACGCGUCCGCCGAAUCGGUGGUCGACAUGUUCACCCAGCGUUCGCGGUACUACUCGAUGGACUCGUUGAACGGUCGGCCGGCCGUCGGUCGGGCCGACAUCGUCAGGGAGUUGCGCCGGUUUCUGCGGACGUACAGCGCCGGCCGCCGUUUCGUCAGCGUAGUGUCGGUGGACGCGCAGAUCGACGUCGGCGACGGUGGCCAGGCGACGAGGAACUUUGGCCGCGGCGACAGCGACGACAGCGACAACGACGAAUUCGACGACCCGUACCUGGCGGUGUUUGUGCGCGCCGAAUGGGCCGAUACGGCGCGCGGGUCGUCGGCGCCGCUGCCGUUCGUCCAGACGUUCCGUGUCCGGUGUCUGAGGGCCGCGGUCCACGGCCACCGGUUCAAGAUCGUCAUCACCCUCGUCAAGACGCUGGUGGCCGCGGUCCAACCGCUGUUACAGGGGCACCAACCGCAGCACCGUCAGCGUCGUCGGAUGGACUCCGACCUCAGUGGUUUUUCUGAUUCUGAACUUGGAGGAAACGAUUACAAAACUCCAAUAACAGGACAACUUAAACAGGAGACAUAUGCAGGUUACAAGAGGCUUUUGAAUGCAGAAGCUCGGGAAUUUGAGAUGUGGUCGGACUCAAUGUCGCCACCGCCUCUGGAGACGCAGUCCACGGACGACGAACAAGAACCGUCCGAUGGGGAUGCGGACGAUCAGGAGUCGAUCGGCGAGCAGUACAUGACCUACAGGAACAAGGUGAAGGCGUUCCUAGAGGAACCGAUGACAGACUACCAAUCGUCGACACGGGCUGCGGCCACCGAUGAUGACGACGACGGUGACCGUCCGACACAUCUGCUGCACGUCGACCGCGUGGAAAAGUCGAUCACGGCUGACCAACUGUUCGCGGCUUUCAGUCGUUACGGCAAAGUGCUGUGGGUCCGAGUGUUUCCUGGCGGAUACAGCUGGCCUUCCGGUUCCGUCUACCCGUACCAUUCAGCACGCGUCUACUUCGAGCGGACCGAGUCCGUCGACAGUGUAUUGGCCGACCACCAGGACCCCGGCUGCACGAUCAACGGCGUCCUGGUGUCCUUCAGCAAGUCCAAACCAGGCCAAUGAUUUACGACGGCGAUGAUGAUGUACUUCCUGUUUUGGUUCAGAUGCUGUGAAAUCUCAAAAAUAGUACAUUCAAUUGCAACUUAUACAAGGGAAUGGAAAAUCAAUACACAGCUGUCUUGACGUAAAAUAACAUUUAAUUUUAAAUACCAAUUUCGAUAUGACAUUUAUACUUUUAUCAAAAUAUUGAAAU
Molecule: messenger RNA, 1730 nt
Organism: Myzus persicae (green peach aphid)
Lineage: Eukaryota; Metazoa; Arthropoda; Insecta; Hemiptera; Aphididae
Exons: 4
Coding region: 356-1540 (394 amino acids)
Molecular function (GO): nucleic acid binding
Source: RefSeq, a predicted model, not a curated record